CCAUCACAACUGAGGUGGCAAGUUAUUGUUUCGGUCUAUGAUUAUCUGAGUACAUUUCUGCAAUUAUGUCUUCUCCUGGUAAGAUGGGGGCAGUUUCAAGGUCAGCAAGAAGACUUUCACGAACAAAAAGCAAGAAAAAACAUUUUGUACAUCAAAAAGUGGAAGUAUUCUGGGCCAGCGAUCCCAUCUUGACUGUGUUUAUGUGGGGCAUCAAUCACACGAUAAACGACCUCUUUCAAGUGCCUAUGCCAGUAAUGCUACUUCCAGAUGACUUCAAAGCCAACAUAAAAAUGAAAGUCAACAACCAUUUAUUCAACAAGGAAAACCUCCCUGGACAUUUUAAGUUUAAGGAGUACUGCCCACUGGUGUUCCGGAAUCUGCGAGAGCGAUUUGGAGUUGAACAUCAGGAUUAUCUGGUUUCUCUUACACGUAGUCCUCCAGGAAAGGAUGGCAAGAGUCAGGAAGCGGGAUUGGUGUUGACAUCAUAUGACCGUACACUAAUUGUCAAGCAAAUCUCUAGUGAGGAGGUGGAGGACAUGCACAACAUUCUUUCAGAAUACCACCAGCUUGAUGCAUGA
Sinocyclocheilus anshuiensis is the source of this 578-nucleotide messenger RNA. Its product is annotated as phosphatidylinositol 5-phosphate 4-kinase type-2 gamma-like. The transcript is spliced from 5 exons. The record is from RefSeq and is a predicted model, not a curated record. The coding region runs from base 66 to 578 and encodes 170 amino acids. NCBI's taxonomy places the organism in Eukaryota, Metazoa, Chordata, Actinopteri, Cypriniformes, Cyprinidae. Gene Ontology annotation, molecular function: 1-phosphatidylinositol-4-phosphate 5-kinase activity; 1-phosphatidylinositol-5-phosphate 4-kinase activity. Gene Ontology annotation, biological process: phosphatidylinositol phosphate biosynthetic process. Gene Ontology annotation, cellular component: plasma membrane.